AUGGGCAACCAAUCCUCCAAGGAGUCCGGAUCGUCGGCCAAGGGUGCCGCUAAUGGCGACCGGACCGGCCCCGAGGGCUUCCAGUCGUAUCCUUCGUUCAGCAGGUCCGACACCAGAGAGUCAUCUAGGUCUUUUCGCUCCCUGCGUUCCAAGAUCCCAGGGUCCAACAGGACAGACAGUCCUAGGAGCUCGGCACUCAUUGUGAACGGUGAUGUGAACGAAAAGGCGGAUGUUACAGGUGGCAGGAGCGCAAGAUCGUCCCAGUCACGCGUCUCACGUGCCGAUUCUAUCCCGUCCCCCAGCUCACCGUCAUCGGUCGAUACUGCCGUGCCGACUUCUCCCGUGGCUGAUGACCUUCCGCCGCCCUCGCCGAUACAAUCCGCGUCCUUGAAGGCGGGAUACCACGAUGUCUCGGCUGCGCAGGCCAGCGGGGAGGUGGACCACGUUUCAGACCAACCGCCUUCGGGUGCCGGCAGUUCAGCCCUUCCUGCACAACCGGCGGGCCAGUCCAUCCUGGUGAAGCGCGAUGACGCUGUCAGUUUGGUUAACAACUCACCCAAUGAGUCUGGAAAGGAAGAUGCUGGAGUCACCAUGAGUGAGAUCAAGGAUAUUGACCUGGAUGAUUUCAUCAAGCGCCUUCUCGAUGCCGCCUACGCCGGCAAAGUCACAAAAGGAGUGUGUCUCAAGAAUGCCGAAAUCACGGCGAUCUGCCAUCGGGCUCGAGAAGUUUUCCUUUCCCAGCCCGCCCUUCUCGAGCUGGACGCGCCCGUCAAGAUAGUAGGAGACGUGCACGGCCAGUAUACCGACCUGAUUCGGAUGUUCGAGAUGUGCGGGUUUCCCCCAAACUCCAACUACCUGUUCUUGGGCGACUACGUGGAUCGUGGCAAGCAGUCUCUGGAGACCAUCCUGCUUUUGCUCUGCUACAAGCUCAAGUACCCCGAGAACUUCUUCUUGCUGCGUGGAAAUCACGAAUGCGCCAAUGUCACGCGCGUAUACGGGUUCUACGAUGAGUGCAAACGAAGAUGCAACGUGAAGAUUUGGAAGACAUUCGUCGACACGUUCAACACGCUUCCCAUUGCGGCUAUCGUCGCUGCCAAGAUCUUCUGUGUCCACGGAGGACUUUCGCCGGCUCUCAGCCACAUGGACGAUAUCAGGAACAUUGCUAGGCCUACCGAUGUUCCUGACUACGGCUUGCUCAACGACCUUUUGUGGUCUGAUCCGGCAGACAUGGAGUCAGACUGGGAGUCAAACGAACGCGGUGUCAGUUAUUGCUUCGGGAAGAAGGUCAUCGUUGACUUUUUGGCCGCUAAUGACUUUGAUCUUGUUUGUCGCGCCCACAUGGUUGUUGAAGACGGCUACGAAUUCUUCACGGAUCGUGUUCUCGUCACAGUCUUCAGCGCUCCCAACUACUGUGGCGAAUUUGACAACUGGGGUGCCGUUAUGUCGGUAUCAACCGAACUUCUUUGCAGCUUUGAGCUCCUCAAACCUCUUGACUCUAAUGCACUCAAGAAUCAUAUUAAGAAGGGGCGGAACAAGCGCAACCAAAUCCUUAACAGCCCGCCUGCGAGUGUGUAUCCUCAGAGCGUCUGA
Molecule: messenger RNA, 1590 nt
Organism: Podospora anserina S mat+
Lineage: Eukaryota; Fungi; Ascomycota; Sordariomycetes; Sordariales; Podosporaceae
Exons: 3
Cellular component (GO): cytoplasm; nucleus
Molecular function (GO): protein serine/threonine phosphatase activity
Source: RefSeq, a predicted model, not a curated record